Molecule: messenger RNA, 2460 nt
Organism: Gordionus sp. m RMFG-2023
Lineage: Eukaryota; Metazoa; Nematomorpha; Gordioida; Chordodea; Parachordodidae
Product: zinc transporter ZIP12-like
Exons: 11
Coding region: 78-2243 (721 amino acids)
Biological process (GO): intracellular monoatomic cation homeostasis; zinc ion import across plasma membrane
Cellular component (GO): plasma membrane
Molecular function (GO): monoatomic cation:bicarbonate symporter activity; zinc ion transmembrane transporter activity
Source: RefSeq, a predicted model, not a curated record
CUGAAAGUCGUAAACAUUACAAUGAUAAAUUAAGAAGAACUAAAUUUGAAACCAUCACAUUCCAACAUAUUUAAACUAUGCAAUCUCAUUGGAUCCGUUUUGGAAGCAUUAACACUUUACAACGUUUCUUUAUGAUAUCUCAAAUCUUGUUAUGGUUUUUUCCGGAUCCCUCUUCAUUCGUUAAAUCUCCCCAUAACUCAUGGCUUUUGCAAGAGGACGAGAAUCAUAUCCUGAAUUUCACGAAGUUUUGCCUUGACCAAAUAUUUACCAAGUACGGUGGUUGCUCUCGUGAUACCCAAAGUGCUGUCAGGUCUACAACCACGUUGACACCUGCCUCUCUCAUUGAAUUGUCUAAUAGAAGGGCUAUGCCCGAACCCGAGCAAAACAAUAACGAAAAUGCCGUUAUUAAUAUAACCCAAUUUACGCUGCUGUUAUCUAAAAUAGGUCUCGACACUAGCCCCAAAUCAACCAAUCCCAGAGAAUCGAUUAAAAAGACGAAAACUGACGAAAUGGUUAAUGAUAUUAAUAUAACUACCGUUUCAAACAAUGUAAACAUCGUAGACGCUACGAAUGUUAAUAAUAGAGUCAUGAGGCAAGUCAAAAUGGAGACGUCUGAAUUGAACGGAGAUGAAUUUGGAAAAGCAUGUUUAUCUCCUCGCGGUAUCCUGAAUCAAUUCAAUAUGCCCCCUUACAAAGGCAUCACUAAACACGAUUUCUUGGCCCAUAUUUGCCCCGUGUUAAUAUUCCAACUGGACCAGGACGAGUGCCGACGCGCCCUUGUACCCGCUCAAACAUCUUUUGUCAAAUCUCAACAACAGAUGCUUUCGGAUUCAAGGUAUCCACCUCAUCUUAAAACAAAGACUUCGCGACUUAUAUUCGCGCCUAAAACUUGGGUGUAUGCGUUGAUAUCUGUCUUCAUAAUCAGCGUUGUGGGAUUUUUAUUGGUCUUGAUAUUUUGCCAUUUCAUAUCCACCAAUCGUUCGAAAUCAUCUAAGAAUGAUCCUUACAAAGCCCGCAAGGAUAGUACUUUGUUAUCGCAAUUCUGCGUAGCUCUAGCUGUGGGAUCCUUGGCCGGAGACGCCUUAUUACAUCUCCUGCCACACGCAAUUUUCGAAGCCAACGUCAACGACCACGAACACAAUAACAAAAUAAUUAUUUGGAAAGGUUUUCUCACCCUUUCUGUCCUGGUGAUGUUUUUCUUUUUCGAAAAAUUGAUGAGGUUCGUAUCCUGCUGGCGUAACGCUCACAAGAAUUAUUCGUUCGAAGAGGACAAAAAUUUUGGCGACGAUGAUAAGAUCAACGAUAUUCAUCAUCGUAAGAAUAUGAUCCAACAUGUUUACAAAGUUAGUCCUCUGGAAGUUUUGGAUGACGGGUGCGUUGUUGUCUGUGAUCAAAAUAACCAAAAAAUAAAUCCUCAAUCCAACGAUGAUGACAAGGCUCGAUCGGCAAUAAAUAAUAAUAAUCAUUCGACCCUUUAUCCUAAUCAGUCUAAUCAGAAUCACGAUGAUUCGUCGAAUUGCACGAACACUAAUAGUUACACUCUUUUAAACCAAGAUGAAAAAAAUCGUAUCCACAAUCUUGAUAUGCCCAAAUCAUUAAAACCAAGGCGCAGAAAAUAUUUGUCUAUAAACGCACUGACUGUCGUAUUUGGAGAUGCUUUUCACAAUUUAUUCGAUGGAUUAGCCAUAGGCGUAGCAUUUAGUGGAAGUAUUACUGCCGGCAUCAGCACUGCGAUCGCUAUAUUGUGCCACGAGUUGCCUCACGAAUUGGGUGACUUUGCUUAUCUCAUCAAUUGCGGUGUGAAACGUAAAUUAUGCCUACUUUUCAAUUGUUUCUCUAGCCUUUGUGCAGUAUUUGGUUGUCUGGUGGGGCUCUUUAUUUCGUCGGGUAAAGGUCUUAAAUCGUCGGUGACCGAUGCUAACUACGAUGCCAAUGACAUAGAUGAUUGGAUAUUUUGCGCCAUCUCUGGCAUGUUUCUUUACAUCUCAUUGUCUAACAUGAUCCCAGAAUUGAGGCAAAAAAACGAAAGUCAUCAUCAUGAUCAUCACCAUCACAAGACAGAAGAAUCCAACGAUAUUGAUAAUGUAAAUUUUCGCGGGAUCACGGGCCAAGCAUCAAACCAGCUCAAAGUCAAGCAAGAACUCAAAUAUUUUAUCGUUCAAAUGGGCGGUAUUACAACUGGUGUCACUAUCAUGUUACUCAUAGCCCUAUACGAAGAAGAUAUUAAACGGCUGAUAUCCUAGCGACACGAAUAAUAUCGUUCAUUCAAAUCAAAAAAUCAUACUGGUGAACUAUAAUUCUGCAAAUAUUCUCUAAUAGAAAAAAAACUACUAGAUUUACGAAUUACUCAACAAACAUAAUGAUUUAUAAUUCCUCAAAACUUUUAUAUACAUAUUUUAAUUUAUACAAAUUUUUAAAGUUGUACAUAGUAAAUUUUUAUAUACUCUUUUACACACAACA